GUCAAAAAUAUGUUAGUUCAAUAAUAUAGAUAAUUACCUGCACCAUAAAGAGACUUGCCUUUUAAUUUAAGUUAAGCUCAUUUUGAAUAGAGAAUGAGAUUUUAAUAAUAACAAAUAUAAGCAAGAGUGAUAGAAGAGAGACCUAAUUUUUAAGAGAUGUAAGGAGGUUAACCUCCAAUUAAACCUUGGUUAGGAGAAGAUGUAUAUAUGGUUGCAUUUUUGUUAUCAGUUGAAAACGAUAGAUUAAGAGAAGAGAAUGGAAGGAUUAGUGAAUAUGUAAAUUAGAAUGAAUUAAGAUUUAAAGGAGUUGAUUUAAUUGAAGGAGAAUUAAUUUAAUUGAGAAAUAAAAUAGGAGAUUAUGAGAAAAAGAUUGCUUAAUUAUAAUAUGAGAGUGAAUAAUGGAGAAUCAAAUUUAUUAAUAGAGAAAAAGAAAGUGAAGAUUAACGUUAUUAAAAAGAAUUAUAAAGAAGAAUUUAAAUUGAUAAAGAAAUAAGAGAAUUAACAGCAAGAUUUAUAUCUGAUAGAAAUUAAUUAGAAAAAGAAAAUAGAUAAUUAAGAACUGAAUUAGAUAGUCUUAAACUUUCUAAAAGUAGUGUGGAAGAUAUUAUGAGAUAAGCAGAUCUUGUAUAAAAAGAAAAUCAUAGAUUAAAAUAAGAAUUAGAUAAUCUUAGGUAAAAUAAAUCAAUUAUUAAAAUUAUAGAAAAGGUUUUGAUGAAUUAGAAUAUGUACUUAAAACAGCAGCAGAUUUAGAAGCUGAAAAUACUCAACUUAAACAUUAAAUGGAAAAUUAUUAAGCUUAAUUAUAACAUCAAUCAUAAUAAUAACAAAUCUAACCAAUUCAAAGAGUUGUUGUUAAUUCAACAGAUUUAUGUAAUAAUUAUAACUAAUUAAAUAGAAAACUCAAUCAAUCUAGAAUCAGAAAAUAAGAGAUUAAAAGAUGAAAAUGAUAGAUUAAAAUUAGUUUUAAAUCUAGGUUAAACUUCAAGACCAUAACCUUUUAUGUGA
This is a messenger RNA of Paramecium sonneborni, 1005 nucleotides long. NCBI's taxonomy places the organism in Eukaryota, Ciliophora, Oligohymenophorea, Peniculida, Parameciidae. The record is from the annotation of a GenBank genome assembly.